Molecule: messenger RNA, 2264 nt
Organism: Bicyclus anynana (squinting bush brown)
Lineage: Eukaryota; Metazoa; Arthropoda; Insecta; Lepidoptera; Nymphalidae
Gene: crn
Product: protein crooked neck
Exons: 5
Coding region: 121-2211 (696 amino acids)
Biological process (GO): spliceosomal complex assembly; mRNA splicing, via spliceosome
Cellular component (GO): Prp19 complex; precatalytic spliceosome; post-mRNA release spliceosomal complex
Molecular function (GO): protein binding
Source: RefSeq, a predicted model, not a curated record
AGAGUUUAGUUUUUAAAUAGCUAUUAACUAUCAUAAUUUAGAAAUUUUCAAGAUAUUAAUCAUUAUUCACAUAAAUCCAAUUUUGUUUUUGAAUUAAAACAUAAUAUAACAUUAUCAAAAAUGGAUGGAAAAAUUACGAAAAUGCCCAAAGUGGCGAAGGUUAAGAACAAAGCUCCGGCUGAGAUACAAAUUACAGCUGAACAGCUUUUGCGUGAAGCGAAGGAGAGGGAUUUGGAAAUUUUGCCACCACCGCCUAAACAAAAGAUCUCUGACCCAGAAGAACUAAGAGAUUAUCAGCAUCGCAAAAGAAAAGGGUUUGAAGAUAACAUUCGGAAGAAUAGACUUGUCAUAGGCAAUUGGCUCAAAUAUGCUCAAUGGGAGGAAUCACAGAAACAAGUGCAAAGGGCUCGGUCUAUUUACGAGAGAGCCUUGGAUGUGGACCACAGAAAUGUUACCCUGUGGCUGAAAUAUACAGAAAUGGAAAUGCGAAACAGACAAGUAAACCAUGCAAGGAAUCUGUGGGAUAGAGCAGUGACAAUCUUGCCGAGAGUGUCCCAAUUUUGGUACAAAUACACCUACAUGGAAGAAAUGUUGGAAAAUGUAGCAGGAGCUAGACAGGUUUUUGAGCGAUGGAUGGAAUGGCAACCAGAUGAACAGGCAUGGCAAACAUAUAUAAACUUUGAAUUACGCUAUAAAGAACUUGAUAGAGCUAGACAAAUAUAUGAGAGGUUUGUCAUGGUCCAUCCUGAUGUAAAACAUUGGAUAAAGUAUGCUCGAUUUGAAGAAAACCAUGGGUUUAUCAACAGUGCCAGAAAAGUGUAUGAAAGAGCUGUAGAGUUUUUUGGAGACGAAGAACUUGAUGAAAGAUUGUUCAUUGCCUUUGCAAAGUUUGAAGAAAACCAGAAGGAACAUGAUAGAACAAGAGUAAUUUAUAAAUAUGCACUGGAUCAUAUUCCUAAAGAUAAGAACAAGGAGCUUUAUAAAGCCUAUACGAUACAUGAAAAGAAAUAUGGUGAUAGAUCAGGCAUUGAAGAUGUCAUUGUAAAUAAAAGAAAAUACAUGUACGAACAGGAAGUAAUAGAGAAUCCAACAAAUUACGAUGCUUGGUUUGAUUAUAUAAGACUUGUCGAAAAUGAAGCCAAUGUAGAUGAUGUCAGAGACACCUAUGAGAGGGCUAUUGCAAAUGUGCCACCAUCAAAAGACAAACAGUUUUGGAGGCGAUACAUUUAUUUGUGGAUCAACUAUGCACUGUAUGAAGAACUAGAAGCAGAAGACAUAGAUAGAGCUAGACAAGUUUACAAAACUUGCCUGGAAUUAAUACCACACAAGAUAUUUACAUUUUCAAAAAUUUGGCUAAUGUUCGCACAACUGGAGGUCAGGUGCAAGAAUUUGAAGCAAGCUAGAAAAACAUUGGGAAUGGCUCUUGGAAUGUGUCCAAGAGACAAACUAUACAGAGGAUAUAUAGAUUUGGAGAUUCAAUUACGAGAAUUUGAUAGAUGUAGAAUUUUGUAUCAAAAAUUUUUAGAGUACGGACCAGAAAACUGUGUGACGUGGAUUAAAUUUGGUGAACUUGAGACCUUACUUGGGGAUAUUGACAGGGCUAGAGCUAUUUACGAGGUCGCAGUAGGUCAGCCGAGGCUCGACAUGCCAGAGUUGUUGUGGAAAAGUUAUAUCGAUUUUGAAGUUUCUCAAGGAGAAACUGAUAAAGCUAGACAGUUAUAUGAGCGAUUACUAGAGAGAACAGUUCAUGUUAAAGUUUGGCUUUCGUAUGCCAAAUUCGAAUUGAAUGCAGAAAACCCUGACAACAUUAACGUUGAAUUAGCACGGCGUGUAUAUGAACGCGCCAAUGAUAGUCUAAGAACUGCUGGAGAAAAAGAAUCCAGAGUACUGCUCCUAGAAGCUUGGAAAGAUUUUGAAACAGAAAUUGGAGAUGAAGAUAAACUUGAUAAGGUGAUGGCUAAAAUGCCUAGAAGAGUUAAAAAGCGACAGAAGAUCGUCAGUGAGGGAGGUGUUGAGGAGGGAUGGGAAGAGGUAUUUGAUUACAUAUUCCCUGAGGAUGAAAUGGUCAGGCCUAAUCUGAAGCUUCUAGCAGCUGCUAAGAAUUGGCGUAAAAAGCAAACAUUACCAGAAAGUAUUGAAUCAAAUACAGUUUCUGAACAAGACAAAGAAAAUGAACAUUCAGACAACUCUGGAAGUAAUGAUGAAUCAUAACUGUAUGAUUUGUAAUAAUAAAUAUUAUAGAAUAAAUAAAAAGACUUUUUUAA